CGGGGACCUGAAGCAGGAUUUUUGUGUGCGUUUGCGGGGGAGGGAAGGGGGCUGUCCUAAAAUAUGCCGUAUUCUUAUGGUCUCCCUCUGGCCCCGCCACUCAACGCCAAAGCAUCUUAUGACCUGGAAUCUGUGUAUGUGCUAAAGGAAGUUCGGGGUUUGGCCGGGGCUGAAAGUACCCGUUGGCGGAGGAGAAGUCGGCCGGACCAUGUCGGCCUUCGAGAAGCCUCAGAUCAUUGCCCACAUCCAGAAGGGCCUCAACUACACGGUGUUUGACUGUAAGUGGAUGCCCUGCAGCGCCAAGUUUGUGACCAUGGGCAACUUCGCCCGGGGCACCGGCGUCAUUCAGCUGUACGAGAUCCAGCACGGGGACCUCAAGCUGCUCCGGGAGAUUGAAAAGGCCAAACCCAUUAAAUGUGGAACAUUUGGUGCAACAUCCUUACAGCAGAGAUAUUUAGCUACUGGAGAUUUUGCUGGAAACCUUCAUAUAUGGAAUUUGGAAGCUCCAGAGUACCCAGUGUAUUCCGUAAAGGCCCAUAAAGAAAUUAUAAAUACUAUAGAUGGUGUAGGUGGACUAGGAAUUGGGGAAGGAGCACCUGAAAUUGUGACUGGCAGCCGAGAUGGAACUGUGAAGGUGUGGGACCCAAGGCAGAAAGACGAUCCUGUUGCUAAUAUGGAACCCGUACAAGGAGAAAACAAGAGAGACUGUUGGACUGUGGCGUUUGGUAAUGCGUAUAAUCAAGAGGAACGUGUUGUUUGUGCUGGCUAUGACAACGGUGAUAUCAAACUGUUCGAUCUCAGAAGUAUGUCAUUGCGGUGGGAGACAAACAUUAAGAAUGGGGUAUGUAGCCUGGAGUUUGACAGAAAAGAUAUAAGUAUGAAUAAGUUAGUUGCUACGUCUCUGGAAGGAAAGUUUCAUGUUUUUGACAUGAGAACACAGCACCCAACCAAAGGUUUUGCUUCUGUUUCAGAAAAGGCUCAUAAAUCUACCGUGUGGCAGGUCCGACACCUGCCCCAGAACCGAGAGCUGUUCCUGACAGCGGGAGGCGCCGGCGGCCUCCACCUCUGGAAGUACGAAUACCCUGUUCAGCGGUCAAAGAAAGAUUCUGAGGGAGUAGAGAUGGGAGUUGCGGGUUCGGUCAGCCUUUUGCAGAAUGUUACGUUGUCUACCCAGCCCAUUUCCAGUUUGGACUGGAGUCCGGAUAAAAGGGGCCUCUGCAUCUGUAGCUCAUUUGAUCAAAUGGUGAGAGUACUGAUUAUUACAAAACUCCAUAAAAUUUGAUCUGAAGAUUUUGGACUUUGAAACCUUCCAGCGGAACACUCAGAAUUUAGAAUGUGCUCUGCAUCCUCUGACUCUCCUCGGCCAAGGCUGGAUUUGACUGGUGAAAGAGGCCCAGAUGCAAACCUCAGGCUCGCCUCUCUCGGUGUGGAAUGCCCAGCGGUGAGUUCCAGCCACCUGGAUGGUCCGUGGUUUGCUGCUGCACAGCGGGCACCACGGUCUCCAGAGCCAGCUCUGUUCCUCUCCCUCCAUUUCUGAUAA
This is a messenger RNA of Eptesicus fuscus (big brown bat), 1540 nucleotides long. It is a transcript of the gene DNAAF10, whose product is annotated as dynein axonemal assembly factor 10. NCBI's taxonomy places the organism in Eukaryota, Metazoa, Chordata, Mammalia, Chiroptera, Vespertilionidae. The record is from RefSeq and is a predicted model, not a curated record. The transcript has 9 exons. The coding region runs from base 209 to 1282 and encodes 357 amino acids. Gene Ontology annotation, molecular function: ubiquitin binding.